GUAGAUGCACUAAGAUUACGACUAGAAGAGAAAGAAUCUUUUCUCAAUAAAAAAACAAAACAGCUGCAGGACCUUACAGAAGAGAAGGGGACACUGGCUGGAGAGAUUCGUGACAUGAAAGAUAUGUUAGAAGUGAAGGAAAGAAAAAUCAAUGUUCUUCAGAAAAAGAUUGAAAACCUGCAAGAACAACUUAGGGAUAAAGACAAGCAACUGACUAAUCUGAAAGACAGAGUGAAGUCCUUGCAGACGGAUUCCAGCAAUACGGAUACUGCGCUGGCAACAUUAGAGGAGGCUCUGUCAGAGAAGGAGAGAAUAAUUGAGCGCUUAAAAGAACAGAGGGAGAGAGAUGAUCGGGAAAGACUAGAAGAGAUAGAAUCCUUCCGAAAAGAGAACAAAGAUCUGAAAGAGAAGGUCAAUGCUUUACAGGCUGAACUGACUGAGAAAGAGUCUAGUUUAAUUGACCUCAAAGAACACGCAUCUUCAUUAGCCUCUGCAGGGCUGAAAAGGGACUCCAAAUUAAAAUCUCUAGAAAUAGCCAUCGAACAAAAGAAAGAGGAAUGUAGCAAAUUGGAAGCACAGUUAAAAAAGCAGGCUGAGCAGUUGUUCAAUCAGAUGUACAACCCAGCGCAUAAUAUUGAAGAUGACUCCAGGAUGAACCCCGAGUUUGCAGACCGAAUAAAACAGCUUGAUAAAGAGGCCUCUUUCUACCGUGAUGAGUGUGGCAAGGCCCAAGCAGAAGUCGACCGGUUGCUGGAGAUCCUCAAGGAGGUGGAGAACGAAAAGAACGAUAAGGAUAAGAAGAUCGCGGAACUUGAGAGCUUGACUCUAAGGCAUAUGAAGGAUCAGAAUAAGAAGGUGGCCAACCUCAAGCACAAUCAACAGUUGGAAAAGAAGAAGAACGCCCAGUUAUUGGAAGAAGUCCGCAGACGAGAAGAUAGCAUGGCUGACAACUCACAGCAUUUGCAGAUAGAGGAGCUGAUGAAUGCGUUGGAGAAGACCAGACAGGAACUGGAUGCAACCAAAGCACGCCUCGCCUCCACACAGCAGUCCCUGGCUGAGAAAGAAGCGCAUUUGGCCAACCUCCGGAUAGAGAGGAGAAAGCAGUUGGAGGAGAUCCUGGAGAUGAAGGGGGAUGGUGGCAACAAUGAUGAUGAAGCUGGUGAUGAUGGUGAUGACAGUGACGUUGAUGAUGGUGAUGGUUUU
Messenger RNA from Galeopterus variegatus (Sunda flying lemur), 1203 nucleotides. Its product is annotated as ERC protein 2-like. The record is from RefSeq and is a predicted model, not a curated record. Gene Ontology annotation, biological process: maintenance of presynaptic active zone structure; regulation of synaptic plasticity; neuromuscular synaptic transmission. Lineage: Eukaryota; Metazoa; Chordata; Mammalia; Dermoptera; Cynocephalidae. Gene Ontology annotation, cellular component: cytoskeleton of presynaptic active zone. The annotation marks the transcript as partial. The transcript has 10 exons. Gene Ontology annotation, molecular function: structural constituent of presynaptic active zone.